Messenger RNA from Aspergillus sclerotioniger CBS 115572, 628 nucleotides. RefSeq lists its product as uncharacterized. The transcript has a single exon. Gene Ontology annotation, molecular function: quinol-cytochrome-c reductase activity. The record is from RefSeq and is a predicted model, not a curated record. Lineage: Eukaryota; Fungi; Ascomycota; Eurotiomycetes; Eurotiales; Aspergillaceae. The coding region runs from base 90 to 428 and encodes 112 amino acids.
CUCGUCCUUAUCUCCUCCUCUCCACCCCCACACCCACCCCCUCUAGCGGUCGUCCUCUAUUGCAAUUGAUUGCAAUUGCCCGUCUCGCCAUGUCUCUCUCCUCCGCUUCCAGCUCUCUCCUGCGCGCUUGCGCCCGGCAACAACUGCCCUCCUCUUCUCGCGCCGCCAUCGCCUCCUGCCAGCAGCGGAGGGGAGUUGCUGAUGCCUCCAAGUCCACCUUCGACAGCCCCUUCGGCAGCUCCAAGGAGUACUCCUCCACCUUGAAGAUCCCCGAUUUCAGCAAAUACCAGUCCAAGAAGCCCCCACGCUCCAACCAGGUCUUCUCUUACUUCAUGGCCGGCUCCCUCGGUCUGGCCUCUGCCGUCGGUGCUAAGGCCACUGUCCAGGGUAGGUACCUCUGGAGAUGUCAAUGCUGCGCAACAAGAUGAGGAAUAUGGCGGAAACUUGGGGAACGGAGGAUGUCAGCACGAACAAUUGGAGGAUGGGCUAUGCUUGACCGCUCGGGACAAUUCGCUGAUGUGGAAUUUCUAUCAAUAGACUUCUUGGUCAACAUGUCCGCCUCCGCCGACGUCCUCGCCCAGGCUAAGGUCGAGAUCGGCCUUGGUGCCAUCCCUGAGGGCAAGAACGU